Molecule: messenger RNA, 794 nt
Organism: Racocetra fulgida
Lineage: Eukaryota; Fungi; Glomeromycota; Glomeromycetes; Diversisporales; Gigasporaceae
Source: the annotation of a GenBank genome assembly
AUAUUGGUGGCACCAGUGUUCCUAUCACCAUAACGCAACAAAACAUAGAAGUCGCGUCAGUACUUAAAUUUAAACCUUUUGAAGAGUGGCUUUCUACCUUAUCCAACAAUGUUCUUACUGCAGAUAAGAAAGAACUUGAAAUCAAUAAAAUUGAAAUUCAAAAUGUCGACUUUUUUGGUUCAAGAAUUGGAUUUGUUAAAUUCAAAGUAGAUGCAAAACUCAUUGAAAAUGGAAGAAAUGUUCCUGGAAUUGUUUUUAUGGAUCCAAAUAACCAAAUUUUAAAGGAGCAUGUUGUUAUUACCUAUCAACCACGUUUGCCCGUCCCAUCUUUUAAUUUCCCAGAGAUACCUGCAGGUAUAAUUAGAAUAGUUUGUCGGUUGUAUAUUGAAUGUAUUCCAAUUUGUACACCUUUAUCUAUUACGGAAAUAGGAAUGCUCGAUGGAUCGGGCAAUUUCACCGGAAAAGCUAGCGAAGAAAUUAAAGAAGAAACGGGAAUUGAAAUAAGAGAUCAAGAUCUUAUUGAUUUGACCGAACUGGCCUAUGGAAAUAAAUUUAGAGGAGCGUAUCCAUCACCCGGUGGUUGUGAUGAAUUCUUAAGACUAUGCUUGUGUAUUAAGGAAAUGGAUCACGGAGAGGUUAAAAGUUUAGAAGGAAAACUCUGUGGGAUACGAGAUCAUGGAGAAAGCAUUACAGUUGGAUUGGUAGAGUUAGAUGAUCUAUGGAAAAUUCCCGAUAUGAAGGCAUUGUCGGCCCUAACUUUGUAUAAUGCACUAAAAAAGAAUGGCAAACUUUAA